Cladophialophora carrionii CBS 160.54 is the source of this 189-nucleotide messenger RNA. RefSeq lists its product as uncharacterized. The coding region runs from base 1 to 189 and encodes 62 amino acids. Lineage: Eukaryota; Fungi; Ascomycota; Eurotiomycetes; Chaetothyriales; Herpotrichiellaceae. The transcript is spliced from 2 exons. The record is from RefSeq and is a predicted model, not a curated record.
AUGUGCGCCGAGAAGGUUCCGCUUCGUCAUGGACUGAAGACGCCAAUAUAUGGCACGCUCGUGCAAAAGAACACGAAAAUGCACGUGCUCAUGCAGAUAGCCAGAACGCCACCCUUACACAGACUCGAACCCAAGCGAAACCGUUGCGAGACCUUCAGAAUCGAGUCGGCGAGCUGGAGACCUACGUGA